Lynx canadensis (Canada lynx) is the source of this 2618-nucleotide messenger RNA. RefSeq names its product NOP14 nucleolar protein (gene NOP14). Gene Ontology annotation, biological process: maturation of SSU-rRNA. Gene Ontology annotation, cellular component: Noc4p-Nop14p complex; nucleolus; small-subunit processome. The record is from RefSeq and is a predicted model, not a curated record. The transcript is spliced from 18 exons. Bases 18 to 2555 code for a protein of 845 amino acids. NCBI's taxonomy places the organism in Eukaryota, Metazoa, Chordata, Mammalia, Carnivora, Felidae.
GGCCUUCGCGGUGGCUGAUGCGAGCCAUGGGGAAGGCUGGGGGUGUCGCGGCGCGCAGGAAGGGUCUGGGGGCCCCGGCGGGAGGCCGCGCGAGACCCAACCCCAACCCGUUCGAAGUGAAGGUCAACCGGCAGAAGUUCCCGGUCCUGGGCAGGAAGGCGCGCCACGCCGUGGGGCUGCCCGGGGUGUCGCGCGCGCGGGCCGUCCAGAAGCGUACCCAGACGUUACUAAAGGAGUACAAAGAAAGGGAUAAGUCCAAUGUAUUCACAGAUAAGCGCUUUGGGGAAUACAGUAGCAACAUGAGCCCAGAGGAAAAGAUGAUGAAGAGGUUUGCCCUGGAACAACAGCGACAACAUGAAAAGAAAAGCAUCUACAACCUCAACGAAGAUGAAGAAUUAACUCAUUACGGCCAGUCUUUGGCAGAUGUUGAAAAACAUAAUGACAUUGUCGAUAGUGACAGUGAUGCUGAGGAGAGAGGAACGCUGUCUGCCGAGCUGACCGCCACCCAUUUUGGAGGUGGUGGUGCCCUCCUUCACAAGAAAACUGCUCAGCAGCAAGGCGAGGAGGGGGAGAAACCACGGUCACGCAAAGAACUGAUUGAAGAGCUCAUUGCAAAAUCAAAACAGGAGAAGAGGGAGAGGCAGGCACAGCGAGAAGAUGCCCUGGAGCUCACAGAGAAGCUGGAUCAGGACUGGAAAGAGAUCCAGACCCUCCUUGCACACAAAACACCCAAGUCUGACAACAAGGACAAAAAGGAGAAGCCCAAGCCUGACGCAUAUGACAUGAUGGUCCGUGAACUUGGCUUUGAAAUGAAGGCCCAGCCCUCUAACCGGAUGAAGACACAAGAGGAACUGGCAAAGGAGGAGCAGGAGCGGCUUGAGAAGCUGGAGGCUGCCAGGCUGCGGAGAAUGCUCGGAAAGGACGAGGAUGGCGGCACUAAAAAACCAAAACAUCAGUCAGCGGACGACUUAAAUGACGGCUUUGUCCUGGACAAGGACGACAGGCACUUGCUUUCUUACAAAGAUGGAAAGGUGAGCGCCGAGGAAGAGCAAAGCAGGGAAGCCGGUGAUGACAACAGUGACGAGGAACAGGAUGAAGGCCCGAGCGAGGACUCAGAGGAGAGCAGUGGCCCUGAUGGGCACUCGGACCUGGAAUCGGACGUGGAGAGCGAGGAGGACAGAGAGACCCAGCAGGCUCCAGGGAGAAGGCUGAAAAGCGACGGUCACAAAGCUCGAGAAGCUGAGCUGCCCUCUACCUUUGCAGCCCCUGAGUCCUACGAGGAACUUAAAUCCUUAUUAUCAGGGAAAUCGAUGGAAGAGCAGCUCUUGGUGGUGGAGAGAAUUAAGACCUGCAACCACCCCAGCCUCGCGGUGGGAAACAAAGCGAAAUUAGAAAAACUGUUCGACUUCCUCUUGGAAUACAUUGGAGAUUUGGCUACAGAUGACCCACCAGACCUCAAAGUAAUUGAUAAAUUGGUUGUGCAGUUAUAUAAUCUUUGCCAGAUGUUUCCUGAAUCUGCAAGCAGCUGCAUACAAUUUGUCCUCCGAGAUGCCAUGCACGAGAUGGAAGGAGCGAUUGAGGCCAGAGGCCGGGCGGCGUUUCCAGGCCUGGACGUGCUCAUUUAUUUGAAACUGGCUGGGGUGCUGUUUCCGACCUCUGACUUCUGGCACCCCGUCGUGACGCCUGCGCUCGUGUGCAUGAGCCAGCUGCUCACCAAGUGUCCCGUCCUGUCCCUCCAAGACGCGGUGAAGGGCCUGUUCGUGUGCUGCCUGUUCCUGGAUUACGUGUCCCUGUCUCAGAGGUUCAUACCCGAGCUUAUCAAUUUUCUCCUCGGGAUUCUCUACAUCGCAACUCCAAACAAGCAAAGCCAAGGUUACACUCUGGUGCACCCUUUCAGAGCGUCUGGGAAGAAUUCAGAGUUGCUUUUGGUUUCUGACGAAGAGGACAUAGCCACAUGGCAGAGGAGAGGCCUCUCCCUCCACUGGGCAAAUGGACUGAAGGCCCAGACUAAGACGGAGGCCAACCACAUGAGACUGUCCUGCCUGGCCGUGUGUCUGGCUCUGGUGAAGCGCUGCGUGCUCACGUACGGCCCCCUGCCAUCCUUCCACGACAUCGUGCGGCCCCUCCGGGCCCUGCUGAUGGAGCACCUGGCCGCCUGCAGUCACCCCCAGGAGCUCCAGGACCUGUGCCAGAGCGCGCUGGCCGCCAUGGGGAAGCAGGAACGGCGCUACCGGCCGCUGAUCUGUGAGAAGAGCAAGCCCGUGCCGCUGAAGCUGUUCGCCCCCCGACUGGUCAAAGUCCUGGAGUUUGGGCGGAAGCAGGGAAGCACCAAGGAGGAGCAGGAAAGAAAAAGACUGAUUCACAAACACAAGCGUGAAUUUAAAGGGGCCGUCAGGGAGAUCCGCAGGGACAACCAGUUCCUGGCUCGGAUGCAGCUGGCGGAGACCCUGGAGCGGGAUGCGGAAAGAAAGCGAAAAGUGAAACACCUUUUUAACAGUCUGGCCACACAGGAAGGGGAAUGGAAGGCUCUGAAGAGGAAAAAGUUCAAAAAGUAAAGUUUCGCACGUUAGGCAAGGAGAUCCUGUAGACUGAAUGUAAUAAAGGCUGCUGAACCGUCA